Lactuca sativa (garden lettuce) is the source of this 762-nucleotide messenger RNA. RefSeq lists its product as uncharacterized. Lineage: Eukaryota; Viridiplantae; Streptophyta; Magnoliopsida; Asterales; Asteraceae. The record is from RefSeq and is a predicted model, not a curated record.
AUGGCUAUCAUUGGAGCUCGCACACUAACUUUUUGGGAGUUCCGUGCUUCUGGAGCUCCUGCGUUUCAUGGGGAGGGGGCCCCCAUUGUCAGUAGGAGGUGGUUAGCAGAUAUGGCUAACGCAUUCAGUACGAGUUUCUUCCCCGAGGAGGUGAAGGUUCUUCCCCCUCCUAAUGUGACUGGAGUUCUAAACAUUGGUCAUGCUUUAACUGCUGCUAUCCAGGUGAAGAUUAUAAAGUGCCUUGUUGAAAACAUUAUGGUAGAUAUAUCUUUUAAUCAGCUUGGAGGAUUAUGUACCCUUUGCUUUCUUGAGGAGGUUGAUAAUCUGAUAAACCAGAACCAUUUGUUUAAGAGGAGCAUUAUACUGAUCAAAGCCUGGUGUUAUUAUGAGAACUGCAUACUUGGUGCUCACCAUGGGCUCAUAUCAACUUAUGCCCUUGAGACUUUGGUUCUUUAUAUAUUCCAUGGUUUCAACAAUUCUUUUGCUGGACCUCUUGAGGUACUUUACCAUUUUCUGGAGUUCUUUAUUAAUUUCGAUUGGGAAAACUUUUGUGUUAACUUAUGGGGUCCUGUGCCAAUAAGCUCACUUCCAGAUGUGACUUCUGAGCCACCUCGUAAAGACAGUGGAGAAUUGCUGUUGAACAAAGUAUUUCUUGAUGCUUGUAGCUCUUUGUAUGCUGUUUUUCCUGGUGUUCAGGACAACCAAGGGUAUACCGGUGAGUUGUCUGUUGAUGCUGUUACUGAUUGUCUAGUGAUAUGUUAG